UUAUAUUAGUGCAGAACACUGUACCUUUAAUUUAAAUGCCCUUGGAGUCUGCUGGGGAAGAGAAAUAAUACUGUCAGUCAGUAUGACAUGCAGAUGAGUGCCGUCGAUCUUAGAAUCACCGCACACUUCACUCAUUUGGGCAGUCACGGGGCCAAAACCAGAGUGUGGAGCCACAGUGUGGCGGUGGAGGCAGCAGCAAUGGGAGGCCAUACAGCACCCUAUGACAAAAUGGAACCCACCAGCAGUGUGAGGAGACCUGAAAGUGGCACAUGGCAGAGUGUGGCGAUGGAGACAGCAGCAAUGGGAGGCCGUACAGGGACCCAUGACACACUCUGGACCUGGCAGCAGCAUGAGGAGGCGGUACGGAGGCCCAUGGCAGAUUACGGGCCUGGCAGCAGCGUGAGGAGGCGGUACAGGGGCCCAUGGCAGAGGAUGGAUCUGGCAGCAGUAUGAGAAGGCGGUACAGGGGCCCGU
This is a messenger RNA of Staurois parvus, 474 nucleotides long. NCBI's taxonomy places the organism in Eukaryota, Metazoa, Chordata, Amphibia, Anura, Ranidae. The record is from the annotation of a GenBank genome assembly.